CAACGCUCCGCCAUGGAUCCAGUCUCGAUUGACGCCGUCGUCGUCGACCACAACAAUGGCAUCCAGCCCAUGCCCACGCCCAGCCCGCCGCCCGCCGACCCCAUGGCCACGGAACAGCCCAAGCUGAAGGGAACACAGCGCCUCCUCAAGGGCCUCCAGCGCAUGGGCUCUUCUCCCAGCCUGGCCACGCUGGGCAGGCAUCGCUCACACAGUCUGAGGGGUGGAGGCAAGGCUUCAAUGUCCUGUGUCUCGCUGGCAUCGCCGGGCUCGCCCUAUGGCACCUCGUUUGCCAGUUCAUAUUCAUCCGAACUCUCCAACGGCUACUCGACAGCCCCGACCUCAGUCGCCAACAGCCCCCCCGGCACGCCCUUCUGGGACGAGAGAGCGCGCCUGCGCAUGAAGACUCCCGACGCCCCAUCGUCCGUCCCUCUCCCCUCCUCGCGAAGACCCUUUACCAGAGAUGGCCGAGAGGCCGAGAGCGACUACUUUUCGCGCCCCGUCCGCAAGGCCCCCAGAAGGGCCAACUUCAACUUUUGGGAACAAGUGCCUCCCGAGGUCCGCAUACAGAUUCUCCGAUAUCUCGAGCCCAAGGAAGUCGUGCGCUGUUCCCGCGUCUCCAAAUCGUGGCAUGACAUGUGCUUUGACGGCCAGCUGUGGAGCGACCUCGAUACGACCAAGUACUAUCGCGACAUUUCGGCCAACGCUCUGGUCAAUAUCAUCACGUCGGCUGGUCCUUUCGUUAAGGACCUGAACUUGCGAGGCUGUGUCCAGCUGAGGGAACACUGGGGCAAGGACGGCUUCAUCGAGUCUUGCCAGAACCUGGAGAACUUUUCGCUCCAAGGUUGUCGCAUCGACCGAGCGUCGAUUCACUGCUUCUUGCUUCAGAACAGCCGCCUCGUACACGUCAAUCUGUCUGGUCUUGCGGGCGCGACUAACGCAGCCAUGAAGAUUCUUGCUGGGCACUGUCCCAGGGUCGAAGUCCUCAACAUCUCGUGGUGCAACAACAUUGACAACCGAGGGCUCAAGAAGGUAGUUGAGGGAUGCCCGAAGCUGCGAGACAUUCGGGCUGGCGAAGUAAGAGGCUGGGACGACGUCGAUCUCAUGGUCGAGCUGUUCAAGCGGAACACGCUCGAGAGGCUUGACUUGAAGAACUGCGAUAGCCUUAGCGACGAGGCACUGGCUGCUCUGAUUGAAGGUGUGGAUGAAGAAGUUGACCUUCUUACUGACCGGCCUAUCGUACCACCCAGGAAGCUCAAGCACCUGAACCUCACCCGCUGUCGCAGCAUUACUGAUGCGGGUCUCAAGACGUUGGUCCACAACGUGCCGUUCCUCGAGGGUCUCCAGGUCUCCAAGUGCGGAGGUUUGACCGACGAUGCCCUGAAAAGCUUACUGCCCACCGUUCCAGUCCUUACCCACCUGGACAUUGAGGAGAUUGACGCGCUGACCAACGAGCUUUUGAAAACGCUUUCCGAGUGCCCAUGUGCUCCGCAUUUGAGGCAUCUUUGCAUAUCAUACUGCGAGAACUUGGGUGAUGCUGGCAUGCUCCCUGUUCUAAAAGCCUGUCCUCGCCUUGCCUCCUUGGAGAUGGAUAACACGCGCAUCUCUGACCUUGUCCUGGCCGAAGCUGCCUCUGGAUUGCGCAACCGUAACAAGAGUGCCCUUGGACUGGCCCACUCGGAGCGGCCUGAAGUGGGUCUUCGCAUCGAGGCCUAUGACUGCGCAAACGUUACUUGGACUGGUGUCCGUGAGGUUCUAUCACGAAAUGCAGAGAUUACCCGCCCCUCCUCUCGGUCUGCUUCCAAAGCACCGACAUAUCCGCGCGAGAUCAUCAAGCUCAAGUGCUUCCACAACUGGCAACCCACCGUCGAGGAACACACCAAGCGCGUCUUGCGGGGUGACUUUGCCGCAGCUGCGCGUCUGGAACGCAAAUGGGCUGACUGGAUGAUGCUCAACGAAGAGGCCGGUGUUGGUGGGGCUGGAGCCAGGCGGCGCCGGAGGAGAGCACGAGAGGCGCAGCUCAUGCACGCCGAUGAAGAAGAAGGCGGCGCAGGCGUGACGGGUAUUGGCCGUCGUCGGCGUGCGCGAAGUGGCCCUGGUGGCUGCAUUGUCAUGUGAUGUUCAUCGUGUUCAGAUUGAUUUUCCGGGGCACAUUCUCUUGAUAUUGGAUUUCAUGUCACAGCCGAUUGAGCGCGGGGUGGAGAUAGUGCUUGUGCGCAUGCGGCUGUUGAUACUUUGCCUGAGGAGUUUGGAUCUAUUUCUUAUCAGCGAUCACAAGACGCAUUGGUUGGAGUUGAAAUAUUAUAGACUUGGGGCCAGGCAGCGAGGAAGACGCUUGUCUGAGCUGUUGUUGAAAUGAUUGCGCGUGUGGUUACUGGGAACAUGCACUGUUGGACUUGAAAUUCCUUGGCAAGCUUUCCAGUCUACGUUG
Exserohilum turcica Et28A is the source of this 2428-nucleotide messenger RNA. RefSeq lists its product as uncharacterized. Gene Ontology annotation, cellular component: SCF ubiquitin ligase complex. Lineage: Eukaryota; Fungi; Ascomycota; Dothideomycetes; Pleosporales; Pleosporaceae. The coding region runs from base 13 to 2115 and encodes 700 amino acids. The transcript has a single exon. Gene Ontology annotation, biological process: SCF-dependent proteasomal ubiquitin-dependent protein catabolic process. The record is from RefSeq and is a predicted model, not a curated record. Gene Ontology annotation, molecular function: protein binding.